ACAACGUGCGGAACGAAGAAGACAGCUGGUGGGGGUAGCUAGGUAGUGAACUGUGGGAGCGCCUCAAUUCAGUAAUCAAAUCAUACACAUUAAGCUACUUAGCUAUCUGUCUUAUUCAAGAGCUCACGUGGGUAGUGUUAUCAACAGCCCUUUGCGAACUCGCUUUUAUUCAAGAGGAGACGAGAGCUAGCUAGUUAACGUUACUGUAGCUAGCAAUUCAGCUAUCCUUUAACGUUACAGAUGCAGCCAUCAAACUACAGGUCGAAACUGAUAGUUAUCUAAAUUAUCUGUCUAUUUUGAAGCAAUACAAGAUUGUAGCUAGCUUUUUCACCAAGCCAGAACUUUGAAUUAGAUAGCUCCGUGUGCUACGGAGAAAUACAGCAUCAUUGAUAGCUAACUUUUGACUAAUUCAAAGACUCCUUGAGGGAAUGGACUUUACAUUGGACUUUGCAGCAGGAUGCAUAGGAGGUGCUGCCGGUGUCUUGGUCGGGCAUCCUUUUGACACUGUAAAGGUACGACUCCAAGUUCAGAGUGUGGACAGACCUCUGUACCGCGGAACAUAUCACUGCUUCCAGUCUAUCGUACGGCAAGAGUCGAUGACGGGUCUGUACAAAGGCAUUGGCUCCCCCAUGAUGGGCCUGACCUUUAUCAAUGCCAUCGUGUUCGGUGUCCAGGGCAACGCCAUGCGCAGGCUGGGCCACGACACGCCGCUCAACCAGUUCCUGGCCGGAGCGUCGGCGGGCGCGUUGCAGAGCGUCAUUUGCUGCCCCAUGGAGCUGGCCAAGACGCGCAUGCAGCUGCAGGGGCUGGGCGAGAGGAAGUCCAAGCAGAAGCUGUACAAGAACUCUCUGGACUGCCUGGUGCGCAUCUACCGGAAGGAGGGCUUCCGCGGUAUCAACCGGGGUAUGGUGACCACGCUAGUCCGUGAGACACCAGGUUUCGGGAUCUACUUCCUGACCUACGACGUACUGACGCGCUCUCUGGGCUGCGAACCCGAUGACCCCUACAUGAUCCUCAAGUUGCUGUUUGCCGGAGGCAUGUCGGGCAUCGCCUCGUGGAUCUCCACCUACCCCGUGGACGUCAUAAAGUCCCGGCUCCAGGCAGACGGCGUGGGCGGCCACAACAAGUACAAUGGCAUCGCUGACUGUGUGCGUCAGAGCCUGAAGCGGGAGGGCUGGCGGGUGUUCACGCACGGCCUCACCUCCACGCUGCUCCGGGCGUUCCCCGUCAACGCCACAACCUUCGCCACCGUGACUCUGUUCCUCAUGUACAUGCGAGACGAUGAGGGCGCCGUCAAAGACUGCGAGCCCCAGCCUGCCCACUCCUCGCUCACUGUGAGCCCACAGCAGGCCCAGCCCUCAAGCUUGUGAAUGGGAGAAGAUGGUGUUUCUGCUCUGGUGACCCUUAUUGGGUUGGAAGUGGGCCCACAAUGCACCAGCUAAUAAGCUGAUGUGACUUGACCACUCAAUGUCAGCUUCACGAAGGCUAUUUUUACAAGAUGUAUGUAUGUUCAGAUGGUAAACCGCGCUUGUAAAUACUUGUCCCUUUUUGACCCCUGGUUUUGUACAGAGCACCCUUUUUUAUAUAAUUGUUUAGUCUUUUUGAGAACUAAUUGGUAAAUCGUGGGGGGAAAAACUAGCAGUGAAAAAGCACAAAAAUGGCUGACCUAGUCAUCCCUUAUACAUGUAUAUGUGUGCACAGCUGAGUAUGUUUAUGUAUGUCUGAAGGGCUUGUGGUAAUGACUGGAGUGGGAUCUGUAGAAUAGUAUCAAACACAUGGUUUCCAGGCGAUUGAUACCGUUCCUUUUGUUCCUUUCCGGCCAUUUAUUAUGAGCCGUUUUCCCCUCAGCAGCCUCCACUGGUCUGAAGGUAUGUACAUAUGCUCUACUGUAUAGAUACAUGCAGCUUUCCUAUUAAAAUACUCAUUAGUAGAGUCCUAGCCAGGGAUUCCAAACUAAGGGUCCAUUCACACAGCUUGAGGGGUGGAACUCAUCCAGGAAGGAAGCCAUUUCAUUGGUUCUAAUCAAUGAUUCUGCCGGCUAGGACCAAUGAAAUUACUUCCUUGCGUAGAUUUUUACGGCGAGCAGUGUGAAUGCACCCAUAGGUCCGAGUGAAUAUUCUCUCAAGGAAAAUUUAUCUACCCUGUUAGAAUGCCACUGGAUAUUCCAGAGUCGGGUGUGAGGUCUGCAUUAGCUGGUUCCUGAUUUAAAUUACUCUUGGCUAAAUUUACACAGGCAGCCCAAUUCUGAUCUUUUGCCCAAUUGUUGGUGAAAGAGCUGAUCUGCAAAAUAGAUCAGAAUUGGGCUGCCUGGGUAAAAGCAGCCUUAGUUCUUCUUGAUAAUCCUAAAGUUAAACACAGUCAUGGAUUUCAACUCCGUCUUGUCUCAGACCUUGUAAAGGUGACACCUUAUUUCUCAUUUUACUGAAAGAUUCAGAAUUAACUGAAACAUUUGCUCAUGUGUGCUGAAAUGACUGCAUGAAAUGUCAUGAGCGAAGUGCAGAGCAAAAAAUUAUAAUUGUUUUGAUUAAAAACAUUUUUUAGUACAAUACCAUUGUACUGUAUUUGAGGCGGCACAGUCCCUAGCAGUAUAAAACAGCCUGAUUCUGUUACAUUGUUUGUAAAAAAUGUACCACUUUUGCCCAAAAACAUGAUAUUGACUAUACAUCUCAUGAUUUUUAUUUUAUAAAUUAUUCUACACGCAUGAUAUAUGAAUGUGUAAAGGAAUCUCUUGAAUAUUGCGUCCAUUCACGUACAGACCUUGAAUUGAAUUGCAACCGUGUGGUUCACAAGAACAUGUUACAUAACUAGUUUCUAUAUGGUGGAUGACACUGCUUGUACAGAGAUGUGUUACUCAUGAUGUAUUUAUACUGUGAACUUGGGUCAGUGCUUUCGCUCCCUCGUCUUGUUUCUUUUAUAGCACCUAGACAUUCAAGGGCAACUCAACUAAAUGGAAUGCUGCUUCCUUUCUGUUUUACUGUAAUGUAAAACGACCAAUCAGAGCUAGAUAUUUGUUCAGAAGAGCACAAGUGCUUUAAAAGGCCAGUUACUCUUAAUUUGUACGUGUCAUAUUUGUUCUGUAUCGGUCGUAAUGUCUUUCAACCAAAGCAAUAUGUGGGGAAAAAACAUGUCAGAAUAAAACUAUAUGAAAUGA
This is a messenger RNA of Salvelinus namaycush (lake trout), 3151 nucleotides long. RefSeq names its product mitochondrial basic amino acids transporter-like. The record is from RefSeq and is a predicted model, not a curated record. Lineage: Eukaryota; Metazoa; Chordata; Actinopteri; Salmoniformes; Salmonidae. Gene Ontology annotation, cellular component: mitochondrion. Gene Ontology annotation, molecular function: high-affinity L-arginine transmembrane transporter activity. Bases 429 to 1370 code for a protein of 313 amino acids. Gene Ontology annotation, biological process: mitochondrial L-ornithine transmembrane transport. The transcript is spliced from 4 exons.